This is a messenger RNA of Myxocyprinus asiaticus (Chinese sucker), 1624 nucleotides long. RefSeq names its product arylformamidase (gene afmid). Gene Ontology annotation, molecular function: arylformamidase activity. The record is from RefSeq and is a predicted model, not a curated record. The transcript has 12 exons. Bases 344 to 1153 code for a protein of 269 amino acids. Lineage: Eukaryota; Metazoa; Chordata; Actinopteri; Cypriniformes; Catostomidae.
CGGGAAUGUAAAGUGUGCAACAGUGCAUGAAAUUGGUAAUAAUUGAGGAUUUUGCUGUCCCCAAUUUGAUGAUGCCACCAUGUUCAAAUUAAUCAAAUGUAUAUGGUUAAAGUGAGCAUUACGCACACGACGUCCACACUGUGACACUUAAUCAUUGACUUUGUGUCAACACAUCUGCUGUUUCAAAGGUCUUUCUGAGCAGACACGAUGAACAAGACUGACUGGACGACAAUGAACAAAGAUGCUGAGGAUCCUGCAAGGAACAACCAGAGGCACCUUUCUCCCAUAGUGGCUAUUCGCAGAGUUGGAGCGGCAGUAUUCACCAAGCCGCUGGUCACACAGGAUGUCUGCUGAUGACGUCAUUAGAGCCCAUGUGGCAGCGUUAAAAUCAGGUACGGAAAAGGCUCGUGCUGUCACUCAGACUUUGCUUGAUGUUCCAUACGGUGAUGGUGACGGCGAGAAUCUGGAUGUUUAUGUUCCCAGCAGCUCUUCUCCAGAUCUGCCACUGGUGAUUUACCUGCAUGGAGGGUACUGGCAGUUUCUCAGUAAGGAUGAGUCUGGAUUCCUGGCCGUCCCAUUGGUGCAGAAAGGUGUGGUGGUGGUCGCCGUGGGUUACAGUAUCGCCCCCAAAGGAAAUAUGGAUUUGAUGGUGUCACAGGUGCGGAGAAGUGUGGUGUCUGUUAUUCAACAGUAUUCACACAUCAGUGGUCUUUACCUGUGCGGUCACUCGGCAGGUGCACACCUGGCUGCUAUGGUCCUGUCCACUGAUUGGUCCCAGUACGACAUUUCACCCCAGAUUAAAGGUGCAUUUCUCGUUAGUGGCAUUUACGACCUGCAGCCGAUACUCUCCACCUAUGUGAACGAGCCCCUGAAGAUGACCGAGGAAGUGGCGUUAAGGAACAGCCCCAGUCGCCUGCUGUCACAGCUCCAGCUCUCGUCCUCUUCCUGUCACAUAGUGAUCGCUGUAGCACAGAACGACUCGCCGGAGUUCCGCAAACAGUCCGAGGAAUAUUUCAAAGAUUUGGAAUCCGCUGGACUCAAAGUCUCUUAUGAGGACGUUCCAAACACAGAUCACUUCAGCAUCAUAGAGCAACUUGUUGAUGAAAAUUAUCACCUCACUAAGCUUCUGCUAAAGAUGAUGGGGAGAAGCUGAUGAUCCCACAAUGCACUGCUCUGUCACAGACCUGUGAGUUGAUCUCAGUGGUGUGUUUUUGGUUAAAAACUGUGUAUGUAAUGUUUUAAAAUGACAUGCAUCCAAAUGUGAUUAUUGAAAUUAUUGAAACUUUAAGUUACAAAUGAAUGUAGCAAUUAUUUAAUAGAUGACAUUUGAAAUGACACUGUCAAACUGUUCAAUUGUCUUAAAAGUUACAGCAGGCAAAUUCUUGCACAAAUGUAUGUUCUGUGUUGUAUUGAAUUGACUGCUGGAAAAAGAAAAACAUUUAAAACCACUUGAAGAGGAUUUUACUUGUCAGGCUGGUCUGAUUGGAUGGUUUUAGCUGUUUCUUUUCUUUUUCUCAGCAGGUAACUGAAUGUACAUUUACAUUAAUUUGGCAGAAUAUGUUGUUAGUGUAUUAUUAAUGUGCAUUGAACAGACUAAAGUUUAAUAAAAUGCUGUUAUGAAGCA